AUGGAAAUCCAUCAAACAUCCAUAGAAGAAUAUGAAUUGCUACAACAACCUGGUAAAGUUUUCAAUGAGCUAAUUAGUACUUUCCCAAUAGCUAAUAAAGCAAUAACAAUCAUACAUACUCCAAUUUUACCGUUGUUACUCAACUGGCUUCUUCCCAAAGGUAAAUCCUCGUUGACAAUUCAAUUUGUGGAAAACUAUUUUGUUGAUUCUUAUUAUCCUACCAUCGAGAAUACUUUUAAUAAAGUUAUAAGAUAUAGAGGACAAGAGAUCGCUGCAGAAAUCAUUGAUACUGCAGGUCAGGAUGAACAUUCAAUCUUGAAUUCUACACAUGGCGUCGGAAUACAUGGAUAUAUUUUAGUAUACUCAAUUACUUCUAAACAAAGCUUCGAGAUGGUAAAGAUUAUUAGGGAAAAAAUUCUGAAUUUUACAGGAAGAGAGGCUGUUCCGAUUGUUCUUGUCGGUAACAAAACGGAUUUACAUCUGCAAAGACAAUUGACUCCUGAAGAAGGUAGAGAAUUGGCUUCACAAUGGCAUUGCGCAUGGACUGAAGCAUCUGCAAAACAUAAUGAAAAUAUAACUCGUAUUUUUGAACUCAUGAUAAAUGAAAUUGAAAAGAAUCUUAAUCCAGAUGGCGAUGGACAAAAUAGCUGUGUUAUCGCUUGA
Molecule: messenger RNA, 663 nt
Organism: Dentiscutata erythropus
Lineage: Eukaryota; Fungi; Glomeromycota; Glomeromycetes; Diversisporales; Gigasporaceae
Source: the annotation of a GenBank genome assembly